AUGAAGUCCGCAUGGCAGAUUGCUUGGAGUGAUUUGGCGGAGGACGGUCCGCAGACCGAGGCAAGCGAGACAGGGAAAAACCCGACGUGCUUCCGGCGGAAGAAACAAGCAAACGCAAAGGAUAAAGCAAUUGGCAACGGAUACCAAGCGCGGUGCCUUGCCGGCAAACGUGUGAGAGAAAUCUUACGUACGUGA
Molecule: messenger RNA, 195 nt
Organism: Fomitiporia mediterranea MF3/22
Lineage: Eukaryota; Fungi; Basidiomycota; Agaricomycetes; Hymenochaetales; Hymenochaetaceae
Exons: 2
Coding region: 1-195 (64 amino acids)
Source: RefSeq, a predicted model, not a curated record